This is a messenger RNA of Myripristis murdjan (pinecone soldierfish), 1671 nucleotides long. It is a transcript of the gene ppp1r14aa, whose product is annotated as protein phosphatase 1, regulatory (inhibitor) subunit 14Aa. Gene Ontology annotation, cellular component: cytoplasm. The transcript is spliced from 4 exons. Lineage: Eukaryota; Metazoa; Chordata; Actinopteri; Holocentriformes; Holocentridae. Gene Ontology annotation, biological process: regulation of phosphorylation. The coding region runs from base 47 to 559 and encodes 170 amino acids. Gene Ontology annotation, molecular function: protein serine/threonine phosphatase inhibitor activity. The record is from RefSeq and is a predicted model, not a curated record.
CUCCCAGCUCCUCUCCAGCUGCAGCCACAAACCAGUCAGACCAGACAUGGCAGCCGACCGGGCCGGGACGCCACCUGAGGAGGAGGAUGACUUUCAUUCCUCAGACUUGGGGUCGUUUCAGGACCACGGCUGUAGUAUCCAAAAGAGACAAGCCCGGGUCACCGUCAAGUACAACAGGAAGGAGCUGCAGAGGCGGCUGGACGUGGAGAAAUGGAUCGACGAGUGCCUGGACCGGCUCUACGCGGGACAGGAGGAUGACAUGCCAGAGGAGGUGAACAUUGAUGACCUGAUUGACCUGCCUAACGACGAGGAGCGAGCCAAAAAGUUGCAGGAGCUGCUUCAAAACUGCAAUAACAACACAGAGGACUUCAUCAGAGAGCUGGUGAGAAGGCUGGAGGGGGUUCACAAGCAGGACGAGCUGCAGAGCGAAGGCAUCGAGCACCCGAUCAUCUGCCAUAGUCACUACCGCCAUGAGCCCUACCACUUCAACAACCCCCACCAGCCCCAGCACCAGCACCAGCACCAGCACCACAGCCGGAGCCACAACCAGACCCUCUGAUCUCCCAGCACACGGCCAAGACUUUAACCCCUAAACCGAGCUUCCAGAUUCACAUAUUUAAACAAAAAAGCCCUUAAAUACUUUAACACCCAGUAAAAACAGCUAUUAGUGAUGUACCUUGCAUUCAUAGGCUCAUGUUGUUGUUCGGUGGUGCAUUUUUUUUUUUUUUUUUGUAUUACACAGUAGAAAAAAAUGCUGUCUAACACGUCAGUAACGUGAGGUUUUAGUGUUGGUCCCUCAGAAUCAAAGAGCAAGGGCUUCUUUCUAGGUUCACCGUUUUGCACUGACGUUCAACAAUCAUACAGGGAGAAAUCCGCUGAAGAGGAAGAGACAGGAGCCUCAGCAGACCGCAAUGCAAGGCAGUCACAAAACAUUUUGAUCAAGGGUGCAUUUCUUACUUUUUUUUCAACUGGAAAAACAUGCCUCUCUUGCUCUCGCUAUCAUUAUCUCCACUGCUAUCGCUAUUGCUCCCCCGCCACCGACGCAAACCCACAACUGAAUGGGAUGAGUUCAGGUAUGAAUGGCAUUGAGGGAAAUGUAGGAAAGUGAGGAAGAAGUAGACAAGGCAGACUGAGGGAAAGUAGGUGCAUCAAAAAGUAAAUCACACUGCACAUCACAGAUUAUAUUCAAGAGUAUCCAAUAAGGCAAUUUUCCUUUAAAACAAAGUCGCCUUAUAGUGAAACUGGGACAAAGUCAGGGUCAUAUGACAUUAAUGUUCCCCAUUAUACUGAACACUCAAGUCUUGUAUGCCUCCGUUUUCUGGAUAUAGAUCUGCAUGUCUGACUUCAUCCUCUGUUAAGUUGUGGUGGGCAUGAAUUGUUUUGGCUGUUAUUUCUUGCAAUGUUUACCAGCAGUGAAGAUAAACCCAACAUACCAAUAUCAAUAUACUUAGUGGUACAGUUUAACACUGGAAUCAACCAUACCUUUUAUAGCGUUUUAAUUAUCCUUUGCUUUUAUUUAUCCCCUCUAAUUUUGUGAUAAUAUAUCUGAAUUGUGUAGCUACUACAAUUUAAAUCAUGGUCAGGCACGUUCACUAAGUUUGAAUCUUAGGAUGUCUCAGUGAUAUUAGUCUUAAGCAGAUAUUGCUAAUAAAAACAUGUCAUUCACUGCUU